Messenger RNA from Halteromyces radiatus, 2532 nucleotides. Its product is annotated as alpha-L-fucosidase-domain-containing protein. The transcript is spliced from 6 exons. The coding region runs from base 45 to 2465 and encodes 806 amino acids. NCBI's taxonomy places the organism in Eukaryota, Fungi, Mucoromycota, Mucoromycetes, Mucorales, Cunninghamellaceae. Gene Ontology annotation, cellular component: lysosome. Gene Ontology annotation, molecular function: alpha-L-fucosidase activity. Gene Ontology annotation, biological process: glycoside catabolic process; fucose metabolic process. The record is from RefSeq and is a predicted model, not a curated record.
CUUCCUUUUCUUUCAUUUUCUUUCUUUUUUUUUUUUCUGUUUGUAUGUCUUCUACAACUUAUACUACACUCGAUAUCCCUACACGAAGAAAACCUUUCAACUAUUCUUAUUAUCUCUAUGGCAGUAUUAUAUUCAUCCUUAUUAUCAUCAACAUCAUUAUAUAUUAUUAUUUACUUUUUCAUCCUUCACCAGACCCUUCACCAAUAUUUAUUGAUUUGACCAAAGUCGUCAAUAAUCGAGGAUUUGGCAUUCAUGACGGCAAUUUUGAUGGACUGGAUCAAUAUUUCACCUGUUCGAUAUUGACACAACAGCAACCGUCUAUGUAUAUUGGCAAUAUUCCUUUCCAGCCUAUUCAUUCCAGCAACAAAUUCAAUGAUGCUACUGCACGUGGCCAGGUGAUCACGUUACCCAAACGUACACUGGGUGCUUUAUAUUUACUAGCUUCCGCAAGCCAUGGUCCAGUCACAACUUCUCAUCUUGCUGUGACCUAUCAAGAUGGUUCCAUCUCCUCCACUAUAUUGGAUAUCCCUGAUUGGCAAGUAGCUCAGCCUGAACAUAUUCAUCGUCUUGAUCGUACAUCAUGUCAAAUUAACACACAAGUGAACGGGUCUCUUUAUUUGGUGCCUCUGUAUGUUGAUCCUGCCAAGACUGUUUCUCAUUUGACUCUACCAUAUACUUACCCUGUUGGCUCAUUUGCCCAAACUCUACAUAUUUUCGCCAUCACUGCUUUCCCUGCCUCUACUUCUCAUGCCGUACAUAUCAUUUCCGCCACACCAACAUUACAAUGGAUACAACAAGAAUCAUCACAAUGGAUUAAAGUACGGAUUCACAACAUUAGUCCUUAUUGUCUUGACAAUGUCAUAGUCGAGAUCAAUAGCAACAAUCAUGGGAAACAAGAGAAUGAUAUUCAGACAAUUCGACAUGGUCAUUUACAGCGAUUUGCUUCGGGACAAAUAGCAGUUGUCAAGGUGGCUGUUCGUCUUGGAUCAUCAUCAUCAUUAUCAUCUGAAUCGACUUUAAUAUCAGUUACUUCAAAAUCAAGAAUGGGUAUUCAAACCACUGUGGCACAAGAAGUUUUGACAUUAGAUCUAGGAGGCAUUAGUAAUUUUACUGAAGAUGAAAGUUCCCUGGGUCAUCAUCAAGCUCCUGAUUGGUUACGUGGAGCCAAGUUUGGUAUCUUUAUUCAUUGGGGUGUAUAUUCUGUUCCUUCAUGGUCUAAAGUGGGUGAAUCCUAUGCAGAAUGGUAUUGGUGGCAAUUGAUGCAACGUGAUAGUCCGACUUUUGAAUAUCAUCGACAAACCUAUGGUGAACAUUUUGAAUAUGAUGAUUUUAUUGAUCAAUGGAAUACUUCAUCUUUUGAUGCUUACCAGUGGUUGGAUGUUGUUGAUAAAGCCAAUGCUAAAUACUUUGUCUUUACUACCAAACAUCAUGAUGGUAUUGCCUUGUUCGAUACAAAAGUGAGCCAACGAUCGUCUGUCCAUUUGAAACCUCAGCGUGAUUUUGUUCGUGAAUUGAUGGAUGUAUCUCAAACUUCCUAUCCUCACCUUAAACGUGGUCUUUAUUUUUCCUUACCAGAGUGGUAUCAUCCGAAAUAUCAUGAUGAUUGGCUUGGAUGGCAAGGUCCUCCUAGAAACGCAUAUAAUCAUUCCAUUAUCCCUUAUACCGCAAGCACUCCCAUCAAUGAUUUUGUCAAUGAAUUGCAAGUGCCUCAAUUCUUGGAGUUGAUCAACAAUUAUGCUCCCGAUAUUAUAUGGUGUGAUAUUGGUGGCAUCAACAAUUCAACAGCAUGGCAGGCAGAAUACUUUAAUCAAGCAAAAGCACAAGGUCGACAAGUAGCAAUCAAUGAUCGAUGUGGUAAUAGUGUGUCUGAUUUUACAACGGUUGAAUAUCAAGAUGUCUCCAACAUUCCACCAAGAUUUUGGGAAGCAACAAGAGGAGUUGAUCCAUACUCAUUUGGAUAUAAUCACGAAACGUUACCAGAACAAUACGCAUCGACGACAUCUCUGAUUCAUGAACUGAUCCAUGUGGUUGCACGUGGUGGAAAUUUUUUACUGAACAUUGGACCUGAUGCUAGUGGACGUAUUCCUGAACCGAUGCGGGAUCGAUUAUUGGCUAUUGGGAAAUGGUUGGAUCAAGUAGGGCCAAGUAUUUUUGAAGCAACCGAUGAACCUUAUUGGGUAACGCCACAGGAUACUGCCACACCGUCUCAAACCAUCCUGUUUACUUAUCAUCGUCUGGGCUCUUCGUUUUAUAUCUUUUGUCUGGAAAAACCUAUCUCUGGUAGAGUCAUCAUCAAAUCUCCCAUCCCAUUGCAUCCUCGUGCGUUUAUUCGUUUGAUGGGUGAUCCGUUGCAUGAAAGCUUGGACUGGCGUGUAUGGGAUAAUGGCAGGUUAAUCAUUGAAGUACCGGAUCGUGUGGUGCAAUUGGGACAACAUGCUUGGGUAUUUGAAUUACGUUUUCCUUGAUUAUCUAGCCUAAUGUGGUUUUAUAUAUUGUACUGAAAUAAACUAUUUAUCUAUUUAUUUAUCAUCC